CGAAAAAGAGGCGGGCUACGUUUGUGUUCAUUAUGCCGCGCCAAAAUUGAACCGAAAAUCGUAGCGUUAAUUUGCUUGCGAUCGGUCAAUCGCGGAUAUCGAACUUUACACCGCCUCGACGAGUGCAACAGGAAAAAAGAGAGAUAUAAAUGCCCGGGAUAAAUGCCUUAAAAUAACAGAAGUCUAAUACAGUUCUGGUGAUUGAGUCAUGGCCGAGUUAGCUUCCAGUAUGGCAGGCAUGCUGUUACCCAAUCACUUUCAGCCGCUGGACCAUGAUAGCGAGAGUGAUAAUGAUUCCAUCGAGUAUGGCAGCAGUGUGCAAAUCCCUUUCUCAUCCAUGUCGGAGACCAGCGACACAAGCUCUAGACCGGAGAUCAAGUCAAGUAGUCCUAAUGUCACUGUGGAAUACCUUCCACACUUGGAUCUCAAAGACAGGACAGAAGAUAGCUGGAGUCGAAUGGAUUCCUCAAAUCUUACAAACGACUCAGGCUUCACCCCAAAUUCUUCAGGAUUUAGUGCAGACCUCAGCUCCAGUGGUGGGUUCUCUUCGUCCUGUGACCUUAGUUUCAACUCAAAGAACUCUUCCUUAAAUUGCGGGGAGUCUUUCAGAACUCAGCCGCUUGGCACUUUUAGCUUUGAUGAGCAGGCGGGUUCCGGGCAACCUGUCACCCCAACAAAACUGGCAGAUGCCAAUGAGGUUCCGAAUGAUGACCCCUUGACCCCGACGGCAAACCUCAAGAUGCUGUUGAGUGCAAUGAGUCCUGAAAUUAGAAACAUGGAGAACAAGAAGAAGAAAGCGAGGUUAUUCGACGCAAUGGUAGAAGCAGCAUCGCAAGGAACAAUAUUGCCUAGUGCCCAAGGAACAAUGUCUUGUACAGACCUCGGAACAGAGUCUUCAAGCACCCUUGAAGCAAUGUCUACAAGCACUCUAGGAACAGUAUCACCUUGUAACCAAGAGACAGUGAUGACCUCCAGCGAAGACGUGUCCAUUCUAAACACCUCAUCGGGUCAUGAUUCAUCGUUCCUUUUGUCACCUACGGAUGAACACGGAACAGAGGAAGGAGAGAAAAACAACAGGAAAUCCAAGUCCCUUGGAUUACUUUGUCAAAAAUUCUUGACCAAAUAUCCAGACUACCCUCCAGAUGGCAAAGCCAUGGAUAUCUCAUUAGACCAGAUCUCAAAAGAUUUGAAUGUCGAGAGGCGGAGGAUCUAUGACAUUGUGAAUGUCCUUGAGAGUGUCGAGAUGGUAAGCCGGAGAGCAAAGAACCGUUACCUGUGGCACGGGAGGACACAUCUCUACCAAACACUGGCAAAACUAAAGUGUCUUGGACAGAGGCAGAAGUUCGCCGAGCAGCUGGCACUUCUUCACAGCAGGUUAGAAGACGGGAGUCUGUCGAUGGACGACACCAAAUCGCCGGUUUACGGACCGGACAGGAUGGCGAUGAGUGACGUUGCUAAGCAACCCCUCCAGGAUAUCGGCAACUUCCUGAAAUCCCCGGUGGAGACGGAGAUGAGGAAAGACGGUCGGGAGCACUGGGAAGAUGACACAAAGAGAGACAAGACCUUAGGAGUGAUGAGUCAGAAGUUUAUUAUGCUUUUCCUUGUCUGUAAGGAUCGGAUAAUCUCUUUGGAUGUAGCUGCCAGGAUUCUAAAAGGAGAUCAGAAUUAUCAGAUUGGAGAAAAUGCAAAGUUCAAGACUAAAGUAAGGAGACUGUAUGAUAUUGCCAACAUCUUGACAAGUCUGAAACUGAUCGAUAAAAUCCACUUAUCAGAGGGAAGGAGUCGCAAGCCAGCAUUCAGGUGGAUAGGGCCGGAUCCUGAUACAAGUCAUGUCGACUGGAGUGAGCUUCCCACAGGCAAGAAACCAACGCAGAAGCAUUCCUACUUUCCUCUACCGCCUGUGAAUUCAUCUUCCUGGUCGUCCAAUCCAACCCACAAACAAACCCCAGCCAUGGUCAAACUGCCCCUUGGGAAGACGACGCCGCUCAAGUCCCGCAUCAUCUGGAGCAGGAACGCAUCGUUCAGCGCGAUGUGCGAGGUCGCCGAGCAGGAGCAUCGCAAGUGUUCCUCGGCGCCGAACAGUCCCGUCAAGGAUGAGGUCGACAAGGAGAACAGCUCAACGUCGACGUUGAAUAAUGGCAGCAAAAAGGAAGAGGAGUUUAUUCAGGAGUUCCAAGCGCUGCGAAACAAGUACCCUGCCUGCGUGUCCAGACUGUUCUCUGGCUCCACCGUGACCUCAUCUGACCCUUCACCUCUGACCUCUGACGCAGCACCGUUGACCCCAGAGUCGUUCCAUCGUCGGCUAAGCCCCAGAGAUGGCUCACAGGUCACCACAGUGAGGAUAGCCAGCCCCAGAAGUCAGGGAGACGGGGAGUGUACGAGUGCCUCCAAGACGAAGUCGCAGAAGUUGGUCUAUGUGCAAAGGUUUGUCCCAUUGUUGAAUGCCAACACCAUAGCAGCCGUUCAGGCGAGCUCCACCCAUCAGACGAAUGCCGGUAACCCCACCAUCACCACCGGGAACCGAACCAUCGUCACGCCAAACAGCAACAGCCCCCUCGUGAGUGGACCCCACCCUGCGGUCAUAUCCCCGACUCCCGGAUCGGUCAUCCACCUGCUUCCGAUGAGACAGGAUAAUUGGGUGAAGCUCCCCAACGGCGGCGAGGCGGUCUCUAAGAGUGGGAUUGGCAACGGCCAGCAUUCCACCACAAAUUCUGUAGCAUCCCCGGAGGCUGCAGAAACUCAGGUCAAGUGUCCAGUGACGUCCAAUUCCAACCAGGUGGUGACCAUCAUACGACGCAGCAAACGAGCGGUCAAGCUCGCACUGGACAAGGAGUUUGAAUAUCACCCGCUCAUUAAGAAGGUCAAGUCUGGAGAUAAAGUUACUGGAACGACUAUUCAGAACCCACCAACCAAGGCUACCAUCUCUGAACCCACCAAGAAUUCUACCGUGAUCAUCACGCACCCCACCCAUCCUGUCAGCAUCCCUGAGGGACCCCACCCCCAGGCACACACCCCAGUGUCCCACCCACAAAAGAAGGCAGGCCAAGAGGAGACAGGAAACACCGUUUGUUAGGAAUGACACCAAACUGAGAAGAGCUGCCCUGAAGCACGUAAAAAGACGUCUUACAAUAGACCUUGAUAAAGAACCCUCGGAAACGGCAAAAGCCUCAACAGUGAAAGGUGCUACUCCAAGGUAUUCAAGCAAGAAAAUGCCUCGGUGCCAUUCCCUCUCUGAACUUGAUAAAAGAAAGGGUAUAACUUCUCCAGUUAAUGGACUAGUUGUUCCCUACCUUGAGACAAAUGGUGUGCUUCAUGGAAAAGAGAAAACAAGCAGUAGGUCUUCUGUGGAUGAAGCACGAACAGAAGCCAGAACACCUAGA
Messenger RNA from Lytechinus variegatus (green sea urchin), 3380 nucleotides. RefSeq lists its product as uncharacterized. Gene Ontology annotation, biological process: regulation of transcription by RNA polymerase II. Bases 209 to 3073 code for a protein of 954 amino acids. Gene Ontology annotation, molecular function: RNA polymerase II cis-regulatory region sequence-specific DNA binding; DNA-binding transcription factor activity, RNA polymerase II-specific. Gene Ontology annotation, cellular component: RNA polymerase II transcription regulator complex. NCBI's taxonomy places the organism in Eukaryota, Metazoa, Echinodermata, Echinoidea, Temnopleuroida, Toxopneustidae. The record is from RefSeq and is a predicted model, not a curated record. The transcript has 15 exons.